CCGUGCUCAGUACGUUUUAAACCUUGACCAAGAGCGAGUUGAAAAUAAGAAUUAAUUCGCCGAAUAGAUAAAAUGUCGAAGACAAUAUCGCUGCUAUUGUGCGCAACACUUUUCCAGCUUGGAUUCUGUUUGCCCAGGACGCAAACGCUAAGCUCCUCCGAGGUCGUUAAUAAGGAAUAUAAAGCGAUUGCACAAGAAAAGGAUGUAGCCGCACGCGUUGCGAAGCCAUUGCCGGUAUCGAGUGAGCGUGAGAAACUCGCAGCGAUGAUAAAAGAAGGCACAACCAAGCAUUUAAAAUUCCUGCUUCAAGGCAGUAAUAAAAUAGCCAAGGACUUGCUGGCCGAUCCGAUUUUCAAUAGUGUAGACACCGAAGCUAUGCGAACGGAACGAGCUGUGGUCGAAAAAUAUGUGAGGGACUCAGAUGAAGCUCUAAGGGCGCAGUCCGGAAAAAUCAUUGAACCGGUUCUAAAGGACUUUUUUACGUUUACAAAUCGUCACAAGUUGAAAAACGAAAGUCACACCACUGAAAAUGAUGUCGUGGCUAACGCUUUGAAGGCUCACGGUUUCGAGGGAUUCAAUGAAGAAGAAAUGCAGCUGCUGAAAGAAAUUGGCAAUCAUUAUGCAGAUGAAUUUGAAAAGUAUCUCAACUCACUUUCACCGGCAGACAGGGAGAAGGAGAAGGAUUUGGUGUAUGUUUAUGAAACGUAUAUGGAAAAUAAAUGGAUGGAUAGGUCCCAUUAUGGUUUCCGAUAUAAACUUUAUUUUGUAGACACGGAUGAGUCUGAUCAGUAAGCGAGUUGAUUAGGUAAUGGAUAUUUGAUGGCUGUAUACAACAAAAAAAUACAUAAAUAAAAGUAACAAAAAUAAAUUUAAAAAAAAUUAAAAACAAAAAAAAAAAAAUAAAAAUAAAAAUAAAAAAUUAAAAAAGGACAAAAAAAGAUAGCGAGAAAUAGAAAAUAGAUAAGUUGCGCAUGGCGCCUAUUUCCGUUUCUAAAGACCAUUAACAGGUUGCAAGAAAAUACUUUUCUACCUGAAGAUAUUUGUUGUUAUUAUUAUUAUUAUUGUUAUUGUUAUUAUUGUUAAAAAUAAAAACAUCAUGCAAUAAAAAGUGCACGCACGUA
Messenger RNA from Anastrepha ludens (Mexican fruit fly), 1121 nucleotides. RefSeq lists its product as uncharacterized. Lineage: Eukaryota; Metazoa; Arthropoda; Insecta; Diptera; Tephritidae. Bases 73 to 792 code for a protein of 239 amino acids. The record is from RefSeq and is a predicted model, not a curated record. The transcript has 2 exons.